UCUCCGUCAUGGAGGAGGCUUUUACCUUGUCAGGGUUUAAUGACACACUCGGGUACAGAGCUGUUGUCUUUUCUCUUGCAUCGCUGUGUUACUUUGCUAUCCUCUUCUUUAAUGUUGCUAUUAUCAUUGUGAUUGUCUCAGAUGAAUGCUUACAUGAGCCAAUGUACAUUCUGUUAUGUGUUCACUGCAUUAAUGGUCUUUACGGCACGGCUGGGUUUUACCCAAAAUUCCUGGCUGACCUUCUGUCGUCCUCUCAGGUCAUCUCUUAUCAUGGAUGUCUGGUUCAGGCUUUUGUCUUAUACUCAUUUGUCUGCAGUGAUACGUCCAUUCUCACUGCCUUGGCUUAUGACAGAUACGUGGCGAUCUGUCUGCCUCUGCAGUACCACUCAAUCAUGACAAACAGAAGGGUUUACUCAUUGGUGUGCUUGUCAUGGUUAACUCCUUUCUGCAUUUUUUCCAUCAACAUUUUCCUGACAGCCAGAUUGAGGUUCUGCGGAACAAACAUACAGAGGCUCUUCUGUCUAAACUGGGUGAUUGUUAAACUUGCUUGCCCUGGCUCAAACACUGUCAUAAAUAAUGUUUACGCAUUAGCCACUUUGUCAAUCUAUGUAGUGCAUUGGCUCUUUGUGUUCUGGACUUACAUGUAUAUUGUUAAAACAUGCGUGCAAUCCAAAGAGGACAGGGCAAAGUUUAUCCAGACAUGCGUCCCACAUCUAAUCUCUCUCAUCAUGUUAUUCGUCAUUGUGGUUUCUGACUUGAUGCACAUGCGAUUUACAUCAUCCGAUCUCCCUCUGAGCUUCCAGAACUUUUCCUCCCUUGCUGUUGUCCUUAUUCCCCCACUUACGAAUCCUCUGCUUUACGGGUUUAAACUUGCGAUGAUUCGAAAGAGGAUUUUUGUUUUGCCAUUCCUGAGAAAAAAACUUCCUGUGUCGUCUUAGGUCUUCCCAAAAGCUGUUAAAAUAUGUGACAAUAUUCAGCGUUAACUGAAGUGGUUUUGUUGUCUGUUGUCGUAUGCCCUAAUUUUUUUAUAUAUAUAGAAAUAAUUACAUAAAAACAUAGAAAUAUAUUUUUCAAAAUAUGUCAAAACAACCUAAGAGUGGUUGUAUAUGAAGAAAUUAGUAAUAAUGUCUUCUUUUGAAAUAAAUGUAGACAUUGGGGUAUUGUUCUUUUUUUUCUUUGUACUAAGUUGCUAAAAUAAAUGUAGCUAAAUGUAUUG
Messenger RNA from Xiphophorus hellerii (green swordtail), 1216 nucleotides. Its product is annotated as olfactory receptor 52K1-like. Bases 9 to 938 code for a protein of 309 amino acids. The record is from RefSeq and is a predicted model, not a curated record. Gene Ontology annotation, biological process: G protein-coupled receptor signaling pathway; detection of chemical stimulus involved in sensory perception of smell. Gene Ontology annotation, molecular function: odorant binding; G protein-coupled receptor activity; olfactory receptor activity. The transcript has a single exon. Lineage: Eukaryota; Metazoa; Chordata; Actinopteri; Cyprinodontiformes; Poeciliidae. Gene Ontology annotation, cellular component: membrane.